Molecule: messenger RNA, 945 nt
Organism: Suillus subalutaceus
Lineage: Eukaryota; Fungi; Basidiomycota; Agaricomycetes; Boletales; Suillaceae
Exons: 8
Coding region: 1-945 (314 amino acids)
Source: RefSeq, a predicted model, not a curated record
AUGUACAAGAGAAAGACUGUGGGAGUAUGCGAUGGCGCCCAGGAAGUCAUAGAGAUGCAGAAGAACAAAGGAGAGAGAAGAGCCUGCGGUGACCCAAUUCUACCUGUCCGUGGUAUACGCCACACCGGUCUCAAACAUAUCAGAGAAUCCAGUGUCAAUGAGCACACGGAGGGACACAAUGGAUGUGUCAGGAGCAUGCGGGAGGGCAUGCCAAGACGUGUGCAAGGGUCCGAGGGUCUCGCACGACGGUCCAAGAAAGUGUGCAAAGGCAAAGGAGAGGUGCAGGAGGUGCCGGAUAUGGGGACUUGGGAUGCCAGGUGUUCAGAUUUCAAGUACGGGACUCCUCCUUCCGAAAUGAAAGCGGAAUACCAUGGGUGGUCCAACGAAUUCACACGCCUACAUGAUGGAGACAACACGUGGUUCUCAAGCUCAAGCUUCAACUUGGCAAGCGCUAAACCUCUAAAAGUUUCUCAAGCUCAGGCCUCUCCCAAAUCCAAUAUCUCCAUGCAAAAUCCUAAUUGCACCGAAAAUCAGGCUUGCACUUUGUCACAUGGUGCCCUUCUGGAAGGGGCAACACCUGCAAUAGUGAAUUUGGACUCGAGGGCAACCAUUUUGCGAUGUUCUUCAACAAAUCAGGAGGUGGUGGUGAUGGCAAAAACACCAAAGGUCUGGAAUGAACAAUGCGCUGGCGCCAGUUACGUCAGUCGACGAUCGUUAACCUACGCCAACUUGAAGGCAUCGUUCGAUAACAUCAAUUUGUUCUCCUCGGAUCGACUCAUGAGCGGACCGAAAAUUCUUGUCUGUCCACUGAAUCAGGUUGCUACCGGCGUGGCGCAUGCGAUCAGCAGUUCCUCUCGGCUCGACCUCCAAAUGGCGAAAUCAUAUACGAACCGUGACUACUGGAACAAAGUCUUAAGCAUGGCUAAUCAGACGAAACCUUACUAG